UGUAUAUAUUAUAGACUGUGUGGUGUAUUGUGUAUAUAUUAUAGACUGUGUGGUGUAUUGUGGAUAUAUUAUAGACUGUGUGGUGUAUUGUGUAUAUAUUAUAGACUGUGUGGUGUAUUGUGUAUAUAUUAUAGACUGUGUGGUGUAUUGUGGAUAUAUUAUAGACUGUGUGGUGUAUUGUGGAUAUGUUAUAGACUGUGUGGUGUAUUGUGUUCAUAGUGGAUAUAUUAUAGACUGUGUGGUGUAUUGUGUAUAUAUUAUAGACUGUGUGGUGUAUUGUGGAUAUAUUAUAGACUGUGUGGUGUAUUGUGGAUAUAUUAUAGACUGUGUGGUGUAUUGUGGAUAUAUUAUAGACUGUGUGGUGUAUUGUGUUCAUAGUGGAUAUAUUAUAGACUGUGUGGUGUAUUGUGGAUAUAUUAUAGACUGUGUGGUGUAUUGUGUACAUAGUGGAUAUGUUAUACUAUGAGGUGUAUUGUGUUCAUAGUGGAUAUGUUAUAGACUGUGUGGUGUAUUGUGGAUAUAUUAUAGACUGUGUGGUGUAUUGUGGAUAUAUUAUAGACUGUGUGGUGUAUUGUGGAUAUGUUAUAGACUGUGUGGUGCAUUGUGUUCAUAGUGGAUAUAUUAUAGACUGUGUGGUGUAUUGUGGAUAUAUUAUAGACUGUGUGGUGUAUUGUGGAUAUAUUAUAGACUGUGUGGUGUAUUGUGUUAAUAGUGGAUAUAUUAUAGACUGUGUGGUGUAUUGUGGAUAUGUUAUACUAUGAGGUGUAUUGUGUUCAUAGUGGAUAUAUUAUAGACUGUGUGGUGUAUUGUGGAUAUGUUAUACUAUGAGGUGUAUUGUGUUCAUAGUGGAUAUAUUAUAGACUGUGUGGUGUAUUGUGUUCAUAGUGGAUAUAUUAUAGACUGUGUGGUGUAUUGUGGAUAUAUUAUAGACUGUGUGGUGCAUUGUGUUCAUAGUGGAUAUAUUAUAGACUGUGUGGUGUAUUGUGGAUAUGUUAUAGACUGUGUGGUGUAUUGUGGAUAUGUUAUAGACUGUGUGGUGCAUUGUGUUCAUAGUGGAUAUAUUAUAGACUGUGUGGUGUAUUGUGCAUAUAUUAUAGACUGUGUGGUGUAUUGUGUUCAUAGUGGAUAUGUUAUAGACUGUGUGGUGUAUUGUGUAUAUAUUAUAGACUGUGUGGUGUAUUGUGUUCAUAGUGGAUAUAUUAUAGACUGUGUGGUGCAUUGUGUUCAUAGUGGAUAUAUUAUAGACUGUGUGGUGUAUUGUGUUCAUAGUGGAUAUAUUAUAGACUGUGUGGUGCAUUGUGUUCAUAGUGGAUAUAUUAUAGACUGUGUGGUGUAUUGUGGAUAUGUUAUAGACUGUGUGGUGUAUUGUGCAUAUAUUAUAGACUGUGUGGUGUAUUGUGUUCAUAGUGGAUAUAUUAUAGACUGUGUGGUGCAUUGUGUUCAUAGUGGAUAUAUUAUAGACUGUGUGGUGUAUUGUGUAUAUAUUAUAGACUGUGUGGUGUAUUGUGUUCAUAGUGGAUAUGUUAUAGACUGUGUGGUGUAUUGUGUAUAUAUUAUAGACUGUGUGGUGCAUUGUGUUCAUAGUGGAUAUAUUAUAGACUGUGUGGUGUAUUGUGGAUAUAUUAUAGACUGUGUGGUGUAUUGUGUAUAUAUUAUAGACUGUGUGGUGUAUUGUGGAUAUAUUAUAGACUGUGUGGUGUAUUGUGGAUAUAUUAUAGACUGUGUGGUGUAUUGUGUAUAUAUUAUAUACUGUGUGGUGUAUUGUGGAUAUAUUAUAGACUGUGUGGUGUAUUGUGGAUAUAUUAUAGUCUGUGUGGUGUAUUGUGGAUAUAUUAUAGACUGUGUGGUGUAUUGUGGAUAUAUUAUAGACUGUGUGGUGUAUUGUGUUCAUAGUGGAUAUGUUAUAGACUGUGUGGUGUAUUGUGUAUAUAUUAUAGACUGUGUGGUUAUUGUGGAUAUAUUAUAGACUGUGUGGUGUAUUGUGGCUAUAUUAUAUACUGUGUGUUGUAUUGUGGAUAUAUUAUAGACUGUGUGGUGUAUUGUGGAUAUAUUAUAGACUGUGUGGUGUAUUGUGUAUAUAUUAUAGACUGUGUGGUGUAUUGUGGAUAUGUUAUAGACUGUGUGGUGUAUUGUGUAUAUAUUAUAGACUGUGUGGUGUAUUGUGUAUAUAUUAUAGACUGUGUGGUGUAUUGUGUAUAUAUUAUAGACUGUGUGGUGUAUUGUGGAUAUAUUAUAGACUGUGUGGUGUAUUGUGGAUAUAUUAUAGACUGUGUGGUGUAUUGUGUUCAUAGUGGAUAUGUUAUAGACUGUGUGGAUAUAUUAUAGACUGUGUGGUGUAUUGUGUAUAUAUUAUAGACUGUGUGGUGUAUUGUGGAUAUAUUAUAGACUGUGUGGUGUAUUGUGUAUAUAUUAUAGACUGUGUGGUGUAUUGUGGAUAUGUUAUAGACUGUGUGGUGUAUUGUGUAUAUAUUAUAGACUGUGUGGUGUAUUGUGGAUAUGUUAUAGACUGUGUGGUGUAUUGUGGAUAUGUUAUAGACUGUGUGGUGUAUUGUGGAUAUAUUAUAGACUGUGUGGUGUAUUGUGUAUAUAUUAUAUACUGUGUGGUGUAUUGUGGAUAUAUUAUAGACUGUGUGGUGUAUUGUGUUCAUAGUGGAUAUGUUAUAGAC
This is a messenger RNA of Oncorhynchus keta (chum salmon), 2666 nucleotides long. RefSeq lists its product as uncharacterized. Lineage: Eukaryota; Metazoa; Chordata; Actinopteri; Salmoniformes; Salmonidae. The record is from RefSeq and is a predicted model, not a curated record. Bases 815 to 1966 code for a protein of 383 amino acids. The transcript has 2 exons.